Molecule: messenger RNA, 1638 nt
Organism: Sander lucioperca (pikeperch)
Lineage: Eukaryota; Metazoa; Chordata; Actinopteri; Perciformes; Percidae
Product: trichohyalin-like
Exons: 11
Coding region: 98-1084 (328 amino acids)
Source: RefSeq, a predicted model, not a curated record
UGCAGAGAGUCAAUAGGUUUUAACUCAGUGGGAGAUACAUUUCAUUUGGUAAACCACAUUUUAGACGUAGGUUACACAUCGACUUAAACAGGGCAUCAUGUCUGACAAUUGUGGCGCCUUUAGAAACGCUUCAGAGGAAGCCAGCGAUGCGAAGGUGGGAGUGCAUUUCAUACAUCUGGAAGAAGUAAUGGAUGUAUCUGGGAAGCAGCAGCAAGAUAACAAUGAACGACAAGAGCUGAGGAGAAGACUCUAUGAGGCUGCAACCCGCCUCAGAGAGAAGAGGGAGAACCAUGAUAGGUUGUUUGAGCAUGGACUGGACCUGGAGGUGGAGAUAAAUGAGACGGAGGCUGAGAAUAAAUACCUCGCCGGCAAAGUGAAAGAGUUAAAACAGCAGUUGGAAAAUAUAAGAAAAAGGAGGGAGGAGGAGGAGGAGGGUGAAGAAGCCCUGCGCCAGGAGAUUCUGUCUGAGGAAGAGAACUGGAAGCUGGGGAAUCAAUUGACACAUAACUUAAGGAAGAUGGAAAAGGAGAACGAGAAGCUGCGGGAGAAAACUGAGGAUUUGAAAGCUGAGAACUAUCAGGAACAAAUACAGCAGCUGGGGACAGCUGAGCAGGACUUAAAGCACAACCUGGAGCAGGUUCAGGAAGUCCUAUGGAGGAAAGAUGACGAAAUAGAGCAGAAAUCCACGACCUUGAUUCAAUGCAAUAACAAGAUAGAGGAGAGUUUGAACAGCAUCAAGAAGCUCAAGCAGGAUCAGAAGAAACUUCGAAAGAAGCUGAGCAGGAGACAGGGGGAGAAAAUAUUAGCUGCAUUGAACACAUCAACUAUGGAUAAGAAGGGUGGAGAGGACAAAGAUGGGAGGCCCCUAAUGAAUAAAACAUACUUGUGGUCGUGUCUGAAGAGCCUGUGGGAAGGAGUGAAGGUAGGAGGAUGCAUCCUCCUUUGUGUCCUCCUUCUUGUGGGUAUCAUUGCCUCCAUGGUGCCUGUCUGCAACUGUCCAGAUCCUGACUGCAACCUUUGGGACAUCGCUUUCAACCUGCUGGAGUCCUACGGCCAGCUCCAUCACACACUCCGCCUUUACUAAUAGCUAGCUUACUGUCACAAGGACCGCAUUACACAGAGUAGGGAUUCCCAACCAGUGGUAGUUGUACCACCGAGGGGUAAAAAUAGAGAUUAUGAUGAAAUUAAAAGAACAUACCCAGGGUGUCCUGGUAGCUUACCUGAUUGAGCGUACGCCCCAUACACUUAGGCUCCUCUUUUCUGUCUUCAGCUAUUCUAUCAAAUAAAGGCCCAAAAGGAAUCUAGAAAAAAAUAAAGAAUAUCCACAUCCACAUAUUAACAUUGAGUCAACAGUAACAUUACAUGUUGCAGUUGUGAGUGUGUGAAAACUAGUUUGCAACCAAAGUUUAAGUGGAUAGCUAAAAGUAGUGACUAAACAGUUGCAAUUGAGUAGCAAAAAGUAAUGGAUAUUAUAUAGUAAUGGUUGAAGUGGUCCGUUAAAAGUACUGACUAAAGAGUUCAAAUAAUUGUUUAGCCUUAGUAAUAAGUAUUGGAUAAACGGUUGAACUAGUUAGCUGAACGUAAUACAUAAAUAGCAUUCCAGCAGCGCUACACCCCUGGCCCUGGCAAUAAAAUAAA